Molecule: messenger RNA, 1131 nt
Organism: Nanorana parkeri
Lineage: Eukaryota; Metazoa; Chordata; Amphibia; Anura; Dicroglossidae
Product: zinc transporter 2-like
Exons: 7
Biological process (GO): response to zinc ion; zinc ion transmembrane transport
Cellular component (GO): plasma membrane
Molecular function (GO): zinc ion transmembrane transporter activity
Source: RefSeq, a predicted model, not a curated record
AUGGUGAAUGCCGAGUCUAGGUCUAGUCAGAUACCCGGUACAAUCCAUCGAGUGUCACCAUACACCUCCAUCAUUCCAUGGAACGCAUUCAUUGGCUUCCUCUUCACGGUGCAAUCCUAUCCUGACUCCUGCUUGCGUCUCAGUCUCUUCUCAGGAACCAAGGACCUCUUCCCAGAAUUUCCCUUCCACAAUGGCGCCUCGGCCGUGUCCAUCGAGCUGGAGAGACCCGUGUCCCGACACUGCCAUGGCACAUGCUUACCAUCAGACUGCCAGCAGAAGCACCAGGCUCGGCGGAAGCUGUACUUUGCCUGCGUUGUGUGCUUUAUCUUUAUGAUCGGGGAGGUGGCAGGGGGUUACAUUGCCCACAGCUUGGCCAUCAUGACAGAUGCCGCCCAUCUCCUCACUGACCUGGGCAGUAUGUGCGUCAGUAUCUUCUCCUUGUGGAUCUCAACGCGACCUCCAACCAAACAUAUGACCUUCGGUUGGCACCGGUCUGAGAUUCUGGGGGCUCUGGCGUCGGUCUUCUCUAUCUGGAUUGUGACGGGGGUGUUGGUGUACCUGGCUGCCGCUCGGAUCAUCAACAACGACUAUGAUAUUGAUGGACACGUCAUGCUGAUCACGUCCGGCUGUGCCGUGGUCGUCAACAUCAUCAUGGCCUACAUCCUUCACCAGUCCGCCUCCUUCCACGGACACAGCCAUGGUUCAGGCUAUGAGAAGAUUGGAGACAGCCCCAGCGGUGGCCUGCCCCUGCACCUGGGACCUCAUGGCAAUACAAGCGUCAGGGCCGCCUUCAUCCACGUGCUCGGAGACCUCCUGCAGAGUAUUGGGGUGAUGGUGGCCGCCAUUAUUAUCUACUUCAAGCCGCAGUACAAGAUUGCUGACCCCGUGUGCACCUUCCUCUUCUCCAUCUUCGUACUGGCCACCACCACCACAAUCUUACGGGAUGUCUUCUGGGUGCUGAUGGAAGGGACCCCCCGAAGCAUUGCAUAUAACUCGGUGAAGGAAGUUCUGCUGACAGUCCAGGGGGUCCGCUCCGUGCACUGCCUGCGACUCUGGGCGCUCACCCUCAGCCAGAACGUGGUGUCUGUACAUCUGGCUAUCGGUAAGUCUGAGGUCCACGUUACCCCUCCG